CUGAGGAGGCUGAGGUGGGAGGAUUGCUUAACUCUAGGAGUUUGAGGUUACAGUGAACUAUGAUCAUAUCACUUCCCUGCAGCCUGAAUGAUAGAGUGCUCUGUCUCUUAAAAAAAAAAAAAAAAGAGGCAAAACAGAUGCUUGCCAAAAAAAAUUAAGGAUACAGAUGCUAAUUUAUGACAGCUCGACUUAAAUUUUUUUGACUUUGCUAUGGGUUUAUCGGAACAACCUCAUUGUAAGUUGAGGAGCAUCUGGACUUACAGUGAUUGGACUUACGAUUUUUCAACUUUAUGAUUGGUUUAUUGAGGGUAUUAAAUGCAUUUUUGACUUGGAAUAUAAUCCCAUCAUAAAUUGAGGAGCAAUGGUAUAAGGGAAUUUGGAGCUGCAGUUCUAAUGGCUCCAUAGAAAGAUCUGGGAGGACUGGGGAGGAGUGGAGGCCUGGGUGAAGGUCACAGAGGUAUGAAACUUCAUGGGGAUGAUAGUGGGCAUUUGGGCUUUAAAUAUUUUCUUUGAAUGCCCUUUUCUUUGACGUGGCAGGCACUAGGCCCAGUGUCCUUUCUUAAGUGAAAGCUUCAGUUGAUUGAAGUUUUGUCUUGCCUCGCAAGGCAAGCACUGCAGCUUUUGUAGGUUUUUGAUUUUGCUGUUUCAAGAGAAGACAGUAAAGGUAGUAAAAAAGCCAGAAGUGGAAUGAGGCAGGGAAAAAAAAGAUGGUAGUAAACAUAAAAAUAUCUGGGAAUAUGUGUAAUAGAUUGAUCAAUUACAAAUCUAGGUUAAUUGAUAUGUAGGUUUGCAGUAGUUUAAAUCUUAGACUGAUUACCCCUUAAACAUUUCUGGUGUACCUUGAGUCUCUCUGACUUAGCCAGGAUUCACUUGAGUAUUACGCGAGUAGUAUUUAAUAGCACAUAUUAAAUAGUUGGUAAAGUACAGAACUAUCUGUAAACAAAGAUCACAUAAUAUUUUGAUUCUCAUUAUAGGUCCCCUCUGACCAUAGAGGCAACUAUAGUUGGUCACUUUUGAAAGUUGUUGUAAGUAAAUAUGAUCCAGAUGAAGCUUAGAAAGUUUAGGGUAACAGAUUUGCUUUUUCUAUAUACAUUUUUAAGACUGUACUAAUUUUGUGAGCUACUUUUGAUUUUAUAGAUUCUGGUACUGUUUAUAACUCCUUGUUGUCUUUAUUCCUAAAGAGCUACACCUGUUUAAGAUUAUUGCCAGAGUGGCUAUCUGCUGUUGUUUCCUGCUAUUCAUUAGUUUUUCAUCAUGUACUUAAUGAAAGCAUCUCUUCUUUUCAUGUCUACUUUGGAGAGUUUCACAUCAGAACCUGAUUGACUAUUUUGGUGGUGGCCAUUCUUACCAUAUAUUUCUGAAUAGGCAGACUGUUUUCUCACCAGGAUCUCAGUGUUGAUAUAUUCCCUACUCUCAUUAAUCUUCCUGAUUAAUUUAAAUUCAAAGUAUAUUUUUGAAUAUCUUCUAUAAGCAAAGCAACAGGCUAAAUACUUUGGGAGCGUUUAAAAGAUUAAUUGCAAUUUUUCCACCUUCACAUGCCUACAGUUCAUGGGGAGAUAGUAUGUAUAUAAAUAUGCCAAGAUUAUGUAAUUAGAAUUACUGUGAGACAAGGGAAGUUAAAAUGCUGUAGGAGUUAAGGAAUUAUAGUUAAGGUUGUUAUGUGAUGGUGCACGUCUUGCAUUCUGUCUUUCUGUCCACUGAUAUCCAGACAGAGUCAGUAAACAAAGUCUAAGUAGACACUUUUUCUAAAAGAAAAUUAUCUAAAACAAAGUGAUACAGAAAAAUUAAAAGUUUUUAAAAAAAGGUACGAACAUUUAAAAACAUUGUGAAAUUGCUGAGGAAUCCAAGAAUUACAAUAUUAAUCUAAGAUGUGGUUGAAUUUCAGGCCUAAGACCAGCAGAAUAGAGACGGUCUGUUUUUAUUGAUCAUAAUGGGAAACGUUAACAUACUUUUUUCUUAAAGUAUGCAGACAGUAAACAAGACCAUAGGAAAUCAAAUUAGAGAUCUAGGUAAACUUGUCAGGAACUCCCAGUUCCAUGGCUUGAUACAAUAUUUAUUUUUGUGAAUUAUCCACUUUAGUUCCCUUGUGGUUGACCCUCUCAACUAAUGGGUACCUUCUCAGUUUGACUAAUGAGCCAGCCAGUGUACAAUUCUUGGGCUUUUUGUCAUUUUCUGGUAGAAAGCCAAUCCUAAAUAUUUUGUGAAAUAAAAUUACCAAGUACUUGUAGAGUCAGAAGGAGACAAAUGAAUGAGAUGAAUUAGGAACAUUUCCCUUGAGUGCAAGAUCUUAUUCUCCUCUCCCCCGACCCCUGCUCUUUCACACAUACACACACACAACUUACAGACCUCUCCCUAUCCAGCCUAACCCUGAAGAAAAUACAAGUAAACUUAAGAGUAAUGCAGUACAGACUUUUGCUUCCAAGGUAGGAUAGAUGUACUUUCUCCUAUUAUUCCUGCUGAGUACAGCUAAGAGAGAAAAGUGGAGAGAAGAAGGUGGAUCAGCUCAGGAUGCAAAUAAUAUAAUGGUAAAAAAUCCUCAGUUUUCAUAUAGUGCCUCACAUAGAAUGGGUGUGGAGAAGCUGGCAAUUCUGAAAUGUUGGGCACAGACAAAAGCCCCAAGAAAAAUUUAUACUCUAGCUGAAACCAGGAAACAGGUAGCCUAGCAGGACAUAAAAAUUUUAGAAAAUAACCAUUCCACUCCAGCCAGAGGACAUAGAAAAAAAUCACCCCAAUUGGCAAAGGCCAAGUGGGGACUUAGACUUUCACACUGUUCAGGCUGUAACAAGACGACCCUUCCUUCCGUAGUGUCACCGGAGAUCAUGUGGGAAGCAGUGACCAGCGGAAGGGAACCAGAACUCUCCUACCUUGGCUGAAGACAAGAUCUCGCUAUGCUGCCUGUGCUAGAAUGCAACAGCUAUUUACAGGCCCAGUCAUGGUGUACUGCAGUCUCAGCCUCUCCAGUACUGAAAAUUUUAAACUUCAUUUCACCUUUCAGAAGGAAUGCACUUGAAUACUUGGAAGAGUUUUAUUCCUUUAGUUCUCCCUCAGGCCUACACUAUGAAGAAACUAAGGAAUCAAAUGGAUUGAAAAAGUUGCUCAGGAUCAGAUAACUACUUCUUGGUGAAUUUUUGGAUGAAGCCAUUAAAUUAAUUGCUUGCCAUCAUGAGCAGAAGCAAGCGUGACAACAAUUUUUAUAGUGUAGAGAUUGGAGAUUCUACAUUCACAGUCCUGAAACGAUAUCAGAAUUUAAAACCGAUAGGCUCAGGAGCCCAAGGAAUAGUAUGUGCUGCUUAUGAUGCCAUUCUUGAGAGAAAUGUUGCAAUCAAGAAACUAAGCCGGCCAUUUCAGAAUCAAACCCAUGCUAAGCGGGCCUACAGAGAGCUAGUACUUAUGAAAUGUGUUAAUCACAAAAAUAUAAUUGGCCUUUUGAAUGUUUUCACACCACAGAAAUCCCUAGAAGAAUUUCAAGAUGUUUACAUAGUCAUGGAGCUCAUGGAUGCAAAUCUUUGCCAAGUGAUUCAGAUGGAGCUGGAUCAUGAGAGAAUGUCCUACCUUCUCUAUCAGAUGCUAUGUGGAAUCAAGCACCUUCACUCUGCUGGGAUUAUUCAUCGGGACUUAAAGCCCAGUAAUAUAGUAGUAAAAUCAGACUGCACUUUGAAGAUUCUUGACUUUGGUCUGGCCAGGACUGCAGGAACAAGCUUUAUGAUGACGCCUUACGUAGUGACUCGCUACUACAGAGCGCCCGAGGUCAUCCUAGGCAUGGGCUACAAGGAAAACGUGGAUUUAUGGUCUGUGGGGUGCAUUAUGGGAGAAAUGGUUUGCCACAAAAUCCUCUUUCCAGGAAGGGACUAUAUUGAUCAGUGGAAUAAAGUUAUUGAACAGCUCGGAACACCAUGUCCUGAAUUCAUGAAGAAACUGCAACCAACAGUAAGGACUUAUGUUGAAAACAGACCUAAAUAUGCUGGAUAUAGCUUUGAGAAACUCUUCCCCGAUGUACUUUUCCCAGCUGACUCGGAACACAACAAACUUAAAGCCAGCCAGGCAAGGGAUUUGUUAUCCAAAAUGCUGGUAAUAGAUGCAUCUAAAAGGAUCUCUGUAGAUGAAGCUCUCCAGCACCCAUAUAUCAAUGUCUGGUAUGACCCUUCUGAAGCAGAAGCUCCACCACCAAAGAUACCUGACAAGCAAUUAGAUGAAAGGGAGCACACAAUAGAAGAAUGGAAAGAAUUGAUAUAUAAGGAAGUUAUGGACUUGGAAGAGAGAACCAAGAAUGGAGUUAUACGGGGGCAGCCUUCUCCUUUAGCACAGGUGCAGCAGUGAUCAAUGGCUCUCAGCAUCCAUCGUCAUCGUCGUCUGUCAAUGAUGUGUCUUCAAUGUCAACAGAUCCGACUUUGGCCUCAGAUACAGACAGCAGUCUAGAAGCAUCAGCUGGACCUCUGGGCUGCUGUAGAUGACUACUUGGGCCUUCGGGUAGGGUGGGGGAGGGACGGGGAGUCGGUUAGUCAUUGAUAGAACUACUUUGAAAAUAAUUCAGUGGUCUUAUUUUUGAGUGAUUUUUCAAAAAAAUGUAGGAUUCAUUUUGUAGUAAAGUAGCUUAUUUUUUUUAAUUUCAAGUGAUGUAAUUUAAAACCUAAGUUGUGUUUUAAAACAGCAACAAAACUGUAUUGUAUUUUUUGCUGUAAUUAACUGUAUAAUGUAAACCUAAUUAUUUUAAUAUGGUUUAAAUUUUUUGCAUAUUUGCUUUAUCUUAUGCUGCUGAUUUUUUUUUUUACUGAAUUUGUAAGAUUUUAUCAAAGCAACUAUUAUGUGGUGACUUGCCUAUAUCUUGAAUUAUUUAAGAUUUUUAUAGUUUUUUUUAUUAGAAUUUAUUUCAGAUGUUUUGUUCAUGAUACUAUCCUUCAGGGUUAUGUGCUUAUCAAUGAAAUAACCCCAGAGGAAUGAGGGAAAAUAACCCGUAGCCAGUUAUAUUCAGGAAUAACUACUGUAAAUGAUGAACGUGUUAAGAGACCUCCAAUAUUUGCUACUUGCCAAUCCUAAUUUAGUUACAACAAUUGGUAGGCAUCCUACUUAAUUUUGGCAAAAGCCCCAUCAUCUAAGUGGCAGAAUAACUCAGAGCAUGUCUUUGAGGAUGCUGGGCUUCCACCACCACCUUCUUACCUCCCCACCCUACCCAACAAAAGUCAAGUACAAAGAAUAUGGUGUAUUCUGCAAAUUUGUGGCAUGCUCAAAGUUUAUGAUCGCAUAAAGUCAAGAGGAUACUUCAUGAAUAAUACAUUUCAAUGCAAAUAAACAGAUGGUUCACUUCUACUAGCUAUGAGCCUGUUUUUGUAUAUACUGAGUUAAUCUACUCAGGCUGUAGGCCCCAGCAGUGUUCUUAGAGUCUGGUCUUUCCAUUUCCUGCAGCGGCAGGCCCUUUCCACUUGCCUGUUACUUGGCAUGCCAGUCGAGCACCAGUUCUCCUGGUGUUUGUGGCCAUUUGAUUCUACCUAUAGCAUAAUUGUAUCUAUUCUUAUUGUCGGGAGGUUCCAAAGCCUACUUAGAUUUGUGUAGGUGAUGUAUCAAAUGAGCAAUAUAUACCGUUCAUCUGAAAAUAGUAGCACACAGCCAUAUAUAGGAUAUCAUUUUCUAAGGACUGUUUCUUCACAUUGAGCAGAGCAGGCAUAAAUGGUGGUUAUUUGGUCUGAGUCUUUCAUUUUUUAUACCUGAUUUUCAAUAUAACACACAAUGUGGAUGUCGAGUAGUGUUAAGAAUGGUGCUGCUCCUGACAAGUGUAUGUUAACUGUUUACAUUUUGUAUCUGCAGAAUUAUUUCUCUAUAACUGAAUUUUUCCUAAGUAAAAUGUUAUUGGAGUCUCA
This is a messenger RNA of Microcebus murinus (gray mouse lemur), 5852 nucleotides long. The record is from RefSeq and is a predicted model, not a curated record. NCBI's taxonomy places the organism in Eukaryota, Metazoa, Chordata, Mammalia, Primates, Cheirogaleidae.